AUGCGCCCAGACUUGACCUUUGGCCCGCCGGGCGACGAGUGGCACUACGAUAGACCGUCGCGAACCUAUGAUCUCACCCGGGGCCGGUCGCCGGCUUGGAAGGUCGGCACCAGCCAAGGACCAGCGGGGACGUCGGUUUCGGUGAACCCCCACAGCACGGCGCUCGUGGUUGUCGAUAUGCAAAACUAUUUCUUGCACCCCAGCUGUCGAGACCACCCGGCCGGGCUUGCUGCGGUGGAGCAGACCAAGAGGGCUGUUGAGAAAUGCCGCGAAUUAGGUAUUCAGGUAAUUUGGCUAAAUUGGGGCCUGACCGACGACGACCUGGCGCGAAUGCCCGCCAGCGUCCAACGUGGCUUCUCGCGAUCGCUCAUCCUGGGCGAGGAGGCGACCAACGACAAGGGCACCGUCGCCCGCCUCGGCCUCGGUGCAGAUCUCGGCGGCGACAGGGGCCGCUGCCUCGUCGCGGGCGAGUGGAACGCCGACAUUUACGAGCCGCUGAAGCGGAGCAGCCUCCGCCCGCAGGAGGACGUGCGGUGCGACAAGAAUAGGAUGUCGGGGAUGUGGAGCCCGGAGCAGCCGCUUCGGAAGUAUCUAGAGCGGACUCGGAAGGAUGAUGAAGAUGGUGAGGAGGCUGCCUCCGGGACCGCUGAUGGAAGGGGAGCAGGAGGGAUACGAACGCUGUUCUUCGCCGGGGUCAACACCGACCAGUGCGUUCUCGGCACGCUGACGGAUGCGUAUAAUGCCGGGUGGGAUUGCAUCUUGAUUGAGGACUGUUGCGGGACCGGGACGCCUGGGGCUCCCGAGGUGUGCCUUUACAAUAUUUCUGGCUCAUACGGGUUCGUCGUCUCGACAGAGACAUUUCUCGCCGGAACAGCCUCUUGA
Messenger RNA from Colletotrichum abscissum, 882 nucleotides. Its product is annotated as isochorismatase. The transcript is spliced from 3 exons. Lineage: Eukaryota; Fungi; Ascomycota; Sordariomycetes; Glomerellales; Glomerellaceae. The record is from RefSeq and is a predicted model, not a curated record. Bases 1 to 882 code for a protein of 293 amino acids.